UACUGUUUUCGAAAAAGAACGAAAAGCAAUAGGGUAUAAUUGAACGUCUGCUUGUUUGUGUGUACAUAACGCAGUUGUUUAUCCUUCGAGUUUGAAACCCAUGUCAAUGUAGAGUCAUUUUAGUUUGGCUGACGGUGGAGGGCAGCGUUGAGCUUGUUCUUCUACACCAUGACCGGGGAGGAGGAGGAAGUAGAAGAAGAAGAAAAUUAAAAAGUGGAGUUUUCUUUCCGGGGUCAUAAGCCAGACUUCCGUGUUGAUCAGCGAUUCUCAGCAGUACAUUAGCGAGGCCUGAGUUGAUAACGUCAUGUUUGUUUAAAAGAAGAUACCAACGUAAAGAGUGGAGUUCAUGUAAACGUCAGCUGCCUCGACGUACAUUAUUCAGAACAUACCUAAUGGCAGGCUGAUAACAGUUAAGACCAGCUGUUUUUAUCCUUUGGGCCAACGCAUAACACAAUGGCCAGCCACUUCCGAAGCUACAUCUGGGACCCAGUCCUUAUAGUGUCUCAGAUUCUCUUGAUGCAGUGCAUCUACUACAGUUUCUUGGGCUUGUGGAUGGUUGGUGUGGAUAGUUUGGUGCCAACCAGUCAGUCGCUAGACCAGAUCUUCAGCUAUGAAGCCCUUGGUUUUGCAUCAAUGCAAGGGAGACUUUCAAUGAUGGCAUUUAUCUUGAACUCACUCACCUGUGCCCUUGGUCUUUGGUUCUUCGUUCGUCGAGGAAAACAAUGCUUAGACUUCACCGUCACAGUGCAUUUUUUCCACAUGAUUGGCUGCUGGAUUUAUAAUUCCCAUUUCCCUGCUGUCCUCUCCUGGUGGUUGGUCAAUGUUGCCUGCAUGGCCUUGAUGUCAGUCAUAGGAGAGUACCUGUGCAUGCGAACUGAGCUGAGGGCCAUACCAGUCAACACCGGACCUAAGUCUAACCUGUGAGGUCUUGUGGACACCAUAGUGAACAUCUGUGGAUGGUUAAACCUCUAGAAACUGAUGCAGAAAAGAGACUGUUUUACUAUUGGUAAAUGAACAGGAACACAAACCUCCAUUGUUGUAUGUUUAAUGUUGUCAAGAAUCACACUUGAGGACCAUUAAUCGAACUAUUUAUUCUGUGUCCAUUAAAUACCUGACAGUGUUAACUCUGUUGUGUAUUGAGAUCGGUGAGUAAUGCAGACACCAGGUGACACUUUUCAGGAACUAACAACUGCAAGUUUUUGGGGGUUUUUUUUCUGAAAAACUAUAGCCCAUAAUUAUGUACAUUAGUCUAAAUCCCACAUUCCCUUUCCAUUCAAUUUUUUUCAUUUUUAAACUUUUUUAUUGACAAAUAAAAAUAUAAAACGAAUCAGGAGAUGCAUUAACUACAUAGAACUGGGAAAUUGUGCCUACUUUUUAAACCUGCGCAGAUUACCACCAACUAUAUCAUGUUUAGUAUUUACUGAUACAACUUCAGAAGUUCUAUGAUUAGAUGUUAAGACAUUGUGGGUAUGCCAUAAGUCAGGUUUGUAAUUUUGAAUUAAGGUCUAUAGAGCUACAGAGUCGACCUCUGUUGGUCGGUAGUGGUACUGCUACCAAAGCUAAUUUUCAAAUAUGAGAGCCAAAAAGAGAUGUCAAUCCUUUAGAUUGUGUAUAUAAUGUAAUAGUGAGGACACUGGCACUCACUGUCAGUUCUGUAGUAUCUUUCCUGCAGUGCUGUUACAUUAGUUCUGUGUCAAUAGAGAUGGUUAAUACAAGCUGAGAAAAAAAUUAUACCUUGAUUUUCUUUUUGUGGAUAUCUGCACAUACACACGAACAUUCGUUUAAACAAGCUUGUGUAUGAAAUCAGCUCUCACCACAACCAUUGACUACAUGUACAUUACACUUUAUUUUUUCCUCUUGGGCUAUGGUUCAUUCUCUUUGUCUCCAUGUCAGUGUCUUUAGCCCUUUUUAACAGUCUUUUUAGGGGUGUUGUUUUUUUCUUUUAGUAAGGACUGUUUGCAGAAAACAUGGCUACAUUGUUACCAUCAUCCACUGAUUGUUGACUUGUUAAAAG
Cynoglossus semilaevis (tongue sole) is the source of this 2014-nucleotide messenger RNA. RefSeq names its product SYS1 golgi trafficking protein (gene sys1). Lineage: Eukaryota; Metazoa; Chordata; Actinopteri; Pleuronectiformes; Cynoglossidae. Gene Ontology annotation, cellular component: trans-Golgi network; Golgi membrane. The record is from RefSeq and is a predicted model, not a curated record. The transcript is spliced from 4 exons. The coding region runs from base 454 to 924 and encodes 156 amino acids. Gene Ontology annotation, biological process: protein localization to Golgi apparatus; Golgi to endosome transport; Golgi to plasma membrane protein transport.